AUGAUAGAGGGAAUUAUCGCCUAUUUGCAAGGCCUUGUCGACACAGACGAAGACAAGGCGUAUCUUGUGAAUUACUUUUCGGCCAACGAGUUCCAGUCUCUACUUUCUGGAGCGACGACCCAUACUGUAAUAAAACUCACUAAUUUCCCGGGAAUCGAUUUAUUUCUACAGAACAUCAAGGGCUACCAGUUGUUGUUGUCCUCUUAUAAAGGCGACGCCCGCUAUCUACUACUUUUGUUCCAUAGCGGCAAGGUCACACACUUUUCCGAGUUCACUCUUUCAACGGUUCACCUACUAUUGGAUCAGCUCCCUCUGUCUACGUUUCAAUAUCUAGACACUAUUGCGAGAAUCCGAUUUCUGCAACAACUGGCUUCCUCAUAUAACGUAGCAUUGAACAUUUUCCCCAGCUAUCUUACGCCCCUGUUUAUUGAGACUUUUCAUAGCACUGUGCUCCUCUUUCUGCGUUACUAUCCUUGCGAUCCUAAAUCUAUUUCGGGAAAGGCAGAGGCAUUGCAGGACAUCGGUAUUAGCCAGCUUACAGUCGAGGGACUGGAGCAAAGCAUGGCAGACAUUCGUAACCUUGUUGCCGGUACAAGUGAGGCAAAGGCGUCUUCUCCAGAACCUUUGCAAGUUUCUCUUGGAACGCACCGCGAAGUAGUUCUACUUCUUAGUGUGUACCUUUCUACUGCUCUGGCGUCUUUUCAUGCUCUGGCUUCGGAGAUUGCCUACACUUUCUCAACCUAUUCACAUCUGCCAACGCUUACAGACACACUGUUGUACCUGCACCAGAUGAUGUCUCGAGUUGCAUAUGCACUGAGCUUCUUAGAGUCCCCUCUCGUUUUAGAACUGCUUCAGUUUGUUCAGUCAGCUCUGGAGGGCGCCAGAUUAUCUAAUCCAAAGCAGCGAUCCAAGACUCUGACAGAUCUCGUCACUGCAGAAAACAAUAUUAUUCUCCAUCUGCAGUCGCUGAAGACCGAUUUCAUCUCCGUCAAGGCCUUACUUCAUAGAAACAUGCGUCUUUUGGAUGCUAUCGUUCCCUUCAUUUCAUCUAUUCACGACAUUCUUUGCCCAUUCACUGUACAAUUGUCGUGUGAAUUGCACAUGAUAUGGCCUAAGAGAGAUACGGUGGUGUCCACAACUUACUUUUACGAACUGCUGCAUCAGUUGUUAAAUCUUGAUUAUAAAACCAUUCUCCACACAACAGAGACAAUGUACACUAUCGCCAAUUCUCUUGAUCUUCGUCGGGUGGAUGGGAACCCUCUGAUUCAUGAUACUGUCGAGGGUGUGCAGAAAAGACGACCUCACGAUCUAUCCCUCUCACCACAGUUUUGUCUUUCCAUCAUAAAACUAUUCGCAAAUGACAUGGACCUUUGUCUCACAAAUCUAAUUCUUCUCUUUUGCAAUGAGAUAAUAGACGGUUCAUCCUCAAAAGACGACAUGAAUACACUUGUAUCUGCCCUGUCUUCUCUGGCGUCGUUGACACCAAGUAAUGGUCAUCGUUUUAGCGCCAGUACAACUCUUGACACAGAUCUAGAUCUUGGCGACCAGUCGAAAGAGCCUGCUGAAUCUUCUUCAGGCGUAUCUAGAACGGUCGAGGUUCUACAACUCGUACUUGCUAUCACUAAAAUUGAGCAUAACUCCAUGAGAAACUUUGUGUUUAUGACAGCUGAACCAGAUUUGUUCCAAUCCUAUAUGCAGCCUCCUUUGUCCAACAAUGGUUCCCAUCACGACGGCCCAGACAGUACAGAUAGCACAGACAGUAUACUUUAUGGUCUGCAGAUGUCCCACGUGUCCCUUCCCAACCAGUCCUUUUCGGCAUCUGGGUCUGCGUCCACAGAGGCUGUGUUGGGUCAUUCACAGAGCCCUCUUUACAGCACCUUAGCAGGACAACUAGCGCCUCAAGGGGCAGACGCUCUUCAUAGAUCUGACUGCUUGGCAGCGUGCCGAGCCAAAGAGCCACAGCAACUCACUGCGGAUGAGAUAUUCGAUAUGAAGGUGGCUGACAUACUAGAGGCACCUAUUUACAGGCUGUGCAUAACAGAGUUUGCGCCUCGAUCUAUCGCCUCUCUUUAUUUUCUCAUUCGGAUUGCUCAUGCAGCGUACUUCUCUUAUUCGCGGCUCCAGCUCAUUUUUGUGCAGCUCUAUAGACCUGCUUCUGGUCACAAGGAGACUACUUUUAUGCAGGCAGUUCAGCCAGGGUCUUUGCACCUUGAAGUUACAUCCACAGCAGCGUACAAGGCAAACAGCGCGGUUGCGGCAGAUAUUUGUCUCUAUACCAUUGCUCUGCGCAACAUAGUAGAGGCAUCUGGGCCGAUUGAAAUCAUUAAGCUGGCUCUCCUUAACUAUCAUGAGUUCGAAGCCCUUCACCCAAAGGAAGGCAGGCUGUUUCAAACUAUUAUGAACAGCGAUACCUCUUUCAUUCAUACUGUUAUUUCGUACAUCGUACAAAAGUAUCUGGUUGACACAUCACCAACAGUGGGCCUCUGUGCCUUGUUUGUUGACUCACAAGCCCAGCAGUUACAAUUCUGCAAGGAGAUGGAGCUGGCCCGUAGCAAGGUUCUUUCUCUCGACUCAUCUUUAUGCAGAGAAAAGCCCCUUCAGAGAAUCCCAAGUUCAUGUCUCGACAAGUCAGUAGAAGUUCCUAAUGGCACUCACUUUGCGCUACUCAUGGAACAGAUUCUAGAAAUGUGCCGUGCACAGCUUAUAGAGACCUUUAAAAUCAAUUAUACCCUUCGUCUGCAGCUGAGCGCGACAUCUGCACUCUCUUUUGUGAAGAAAGUCUCGUCAUACAUUAUGUUUAUGUUCAAGGGACGAGCAAGAGAGCUGAUUCAAUCUUUUUAUGACGGAGUGAUCAAAGUUGCAGCCGAGACUAUUCGGCAGACAGAGGCUUACUUCCAUACAGUUUUAUGUAAGUUUGAGACAAACACAUUUGACGAAAUACUAGACAAUCCCAGGCGCAUAACCUUCUUGCCCAAAUGGCCACUCUUCAUCCGGGGAAUCUUGGAAGCUGUGGCAAUCAUCAAUAGAUUCAUAACAGCAACGGAUCUUUCCAUGCAUUCGGAGAUUCUCACAAACGUUGCCCUUCGAGAUGAUAAGUUGCGGUACAACAUGAACAAGUUGGCACUGCUUCAUAGCCUAAGCUCAGACAUAGGGCUGAAGGCUCUUAAAGCUUGGCUAAAGGAUUCAUUAGAACACUGUCACCAACUUAAGUGCUUUGUUCUACGCUUGUCGGAACAGUGUGCGCCAUCCAUGCUAUCAUUGUAUAUGUCGGAUACGCUCUUUAAUUCUUUAGCAAAGGCCUUACUCAGUCGCGUGACCGUGACUUAUGAAGUUAAUGCCCCACAGCAUGCUUUGCAAUUUGCUUUAGAGCUGGAGCUGCUUGGUCGCUUUGGGAUUUUGAGGAUUACAGAGCCUUUUAUGUGUCGCUUUCUAUUGAAGGAGGAUUUUCUUUCGCUAAUUGAUGUAAUCUAUACAGAGUUGCAGAAUCCCGAGGACCCUCUAGAGACACUACUUGUUGGAGCUUCGUUCGUGGGAGAGAGUGUCAAUACUCCUGAGCACGAGAGACUCUCAGUGGAGUUGCUAUCACAAUCAUUCUCUGGGCCUACCGAUUCAAUCUCUAGCAGUGCCAGUGCUGGAAGCGAACUUCGAAGACCCCUACUCUCCAAGUCUGAACCAGGCCUUGACCAUAACUUAGCAGCAUUACAUGCGUCUUCACAGGAGCAAGCAAGACCAAGUAAUAUCUUAUUCGCCAAAGUUUUUAUUAGUAACUAUGCUUCCAUAGUCUCUAGAGUUAAGGUGCUUGUGUCUCUUGUACAUGAGAUUCUUCGCACCCGUAGACGCUAUUCGAAUAUACUAUUUGCAAACCCAUUUCUCCUAUUAUUUGCAGGGUCGCAUUACAUUUUGAUAGAAAAGGAGUUGGAGCUGUUCGCCGCUAAGUUUGAUUGGCUUUCCACCGAGUUUCAGGUGACCGCUGAGCGCGUCUACAAGGCCGUCCACAAACUGGACAGCUUUGUUAUUGCCCUUCAGUUCAUUAUGAAGGGUGUUCUUCGCCCCAUUUUUAGAGAGCUUCGCAAACCAGCAGCAAUUCAGAGGUCUGGUAAUAAGCAAUGCUCACUUGCAGAACUAGAAACAGGACUCAUGAAAUAUGCCCUUCAGCGAAAUCUCUUCGUAGAUGCUUCUGUCAAUCGUCUUAUUGACGCUAUCAACCGAUGCCAAUCGAUUCACGAUGAAUAUUAUCCAUCUGGAAAGCUAGCUCUACACUACUAUUCUCUCUUUGUCUACAUUCUAGGUCCACUUAGACAGAGCCAAGUACUAGACCGAGCCGGAAUAACCGACAGCGAAGCAAGAACCAUGUUUUCUAAUGCACAGAGCUCGCUUCAAGAAGUAUACAAGCAAGCUGUUGUUCAUCCAACGGAAGUCCUUACCAUUUGUCGCCAUGUGCAGAUCAUGCUUCACGAGGAGCUGUAUGCGGUUGUAAAGACCCAGAUUUCUCAGGCACUCUUAUACCAUAUUGAAAAGCUCUCAUCUUCGCUGUUACACGUCAUUAUAAAUCCACAGACGGGGCCUGUCAUUUUGUUGACGUUAAACAGGACUGCUUCAACAUUUACCACCAGCCCCGAUUAUACACUGCUGCCAAUAAUCAUAUACACUAUUAUAUCUAGCCUUAAAGUUAUCCUGAGCUCGGCGAUUCAUUCUGCGUGCAGCCGAGUGAGAGCAAAUCUGAGCUUGCCAGGGAUGGCGGGGGCCUACAAAUCGGUAGAGUCAAAUCCACUCAUUAUGCGUUAUGAACCUGAGUCCAAAAAUCCCUUUGAUAUCUGCAAUAUAGAUGAUGAUCCUCUUGUGCGUGCCGUCAAACUGGAACACAUGUCUCCAGCACCCCACUUAAGAUCGAAGUCUGUCACGCCUCUGUCCCGCUCCAGAGAGCUUCGUGAACAGCUCCUGACAUCCCCCUGUCCACGGUCUUUGAGUCAAUCGAUUGCACGCAGAUCUGCUAUGUUCGAAGAACUGGCCAUCCUGAGCGCCAUACAACACGAGACCGAUAUUGGGGAUAAUUCGAUAAGUCUUUUGCAAACGUAUACCAAAGUAGAUAGCGUCAUAGUCGAGCAGAAUAUCGACUAUGUCGAACUAUUAGGUGUGUCCCGAGACACGUAUGAGCUUUCGCAAGCCUUGCGAAUAUAUGGCACCUUUCAUGAGCUAUUGAUCUUCGUCAAGAAGCUUAUUCGGUCCUUUGAUGCAGCGUCUUCGUCGUUCUCAGUCGCACAAAAGACGUGUCAGCAACAGCUUCUUGCUGGGGCUACUGAUGCGACACAAGGUAACUAUCUGGAGGCAUAUCAUGAGAUGAUUCGGGCAGCUUCACUGUCUAACCGAACCAUCGGCACACUGAUGGAGGCGCAUCCUUUGACUACUUUCUACGCCAAGAAUCCUGUCGGCUCCGUGGUUAAGAUAAAAGCCUUACAUAACUUCCAGGACACCGGCUACCUAUUUAGCCGUCUGUCUCUUCUGGAGAACGACCUGCACUUGACACUGCAAGCAAUAACUCUUCUUGACGUUCUCAGCAUUGAGCUGAUCAAGCUGAGCGAUGCAGCUGCUGGCGUGCUCGACAGCAGAGACGCAAUCCAGAUGAUCAAGCAUGACCUGGAUACCAAGCGGCUCUCGGAGGCCCACAGCUUUCGCCUGAAGCUGAUGCUCUUUGUAGAGACGCUCUAUGAUGUAUUCAAGCGGCUGUCUCCGGAGCUUGUUCUCAAAAUAGAACAGGACGUCUCGUUUGACUACCUUUCUCGCGUGCUUCACGGUAUAAAGACCUUUGAAAUCCUCAAUAAUAUAGUUCUUGACUUUGUGCAGGUCUUAGAGCAUCUCUUGGAAUUCAUUCCAGAGCGUGCUUAUUAUCACGAGAGGCUAGAGCUGCUCUUUCCUUUGGAUGACAUGUUUAUCGGAAAUAUUAAUCUUCUCUCUGUUAACAUUACUAAGGUAACGAACGAUGUGCGAACAUUUAUUAAAGAAAAGUACCCAAAGUUCACAGAGUCCAUAAUUACGCAAAUAAAGUACAGCUACGGGGACUGCCAACUACUAAGAAACUAUCUUACGGAAGCAUCUCCGUGCUCAAAUGUUUUCAAAUCGUUUGGAGAACUGUGGGGACAACGAUACCUGGUCCAGCUAAAGCCGUACCUACUUUCCAAUAUUACUGAGUUUACGUGGGGGAGCACCAAUCUGUAUCGGCAGAUGUCUGACUAUAACCCCGACGUUCCGUCAUGUGACGAGUCCACCAGUUUAUUCAAUAGUUCUGGCAGCGAGUGCGAAGAUAAUUGUGACAUAGAGGGGAAUGGCUCACGGCAAACACUUAUUCACGGAUCAGGCAACACCGUGGAUGCCGCGACUUCUAGUAUCUUGCCAUCGACCAAAUUCUCUUCGCGCACAACGUUUCUAGAUGAGGAUUCAACAAAGUUGCUGUACAAGCGUGGAAGACACGAGCUCUCCUUGCGCAAAGCUCCUCAGCGAUUCCGCGGAGUGUCUCCGGCUCAACGAGAUCCGGAAGAAAGCUACUCGGACACAUUUAAGCAUGACUUUGAACCACUGGAUGCGGCAACAGAUGUGCAACCUUACAACUUCUUAAGCAUAAAUAUUCGAUGCAUGCUCGCUGACAUCCAUAAUGUGCACACAAAGGCGCUCAGCGCAGAGUUGAUCCACCAGUUCAGGCACGCAUUGUUUUCAUGUAUCAAGCCGUUAGGAGAAGAGACCUACUAUAUUGUAAGCAACGUGUUCAAAGAGGCUCUAUGCCUGCCUCAGUUUACAGAAAUAUGCGUGACUGACACUGAUAUCGCAAGCAUUCUUCCCUCUUCAGAGAACCCCGUCCAGGGUUUAUCGCGUAGCAGUCUUAGCCUUCUUCUCAGAAAUGAGAUCACACACGCUCUCGCAGACAGAAGCCUGGGCUCCGCUCUAGGAGGUUCUUCAGAUGCCACCGCUUCUAGCCGCCCCACAAAGCCGCUGUGGGUAAGGUUGGUAUCGUUCCACACCUUUCCUAAGGAUGACACACGUUUCCUGAGCUCUAUUGACUACGAUAAAUAUGUUUAUUGCAUACAACUUAAUGACUCUGAUGCCAUUCCAACAAACGAGUCUAUUCAGAAAUUUCUCGAGACAUACGUGGUAUUGCGGAGUUCACCUAAUAAGAAAGCGAACCGCAUACGGCUCAAUAAUGUCACCACUAUCUCUGAAAGUCUCUUGUUAAUGAAUUCUUCAGGCGAAUCACACUCUUCAGACAGCAAUGACACAGACGAUGUGGUGGAUCAAGAGCCAUAUACACAACUAUAUAAGCUGGCUAUUUGCAAUGAUGGAUCAGCUUGUGCUUCAUCGGAGAAGGAUGCACACCACAAGGAGACUAUUCUGCAGGAACAUGGUCUGCACACGAUCCCCACCGUCUUCGGUUCCUACUCUCUUCGCGGAUUUAUAAUUGUCGUCUGGGAGAUCACCCAAGUUAAUACGCGAGAAUAUCGCCACCCACCUUUUCUAUCCUUUACCAUGGCGAAGAAGCUCAAGGAGCGACUCUUCGAGAGCAUUUUACAAUCUAAUAUUCUCAUCCUCCAGCUCAAUGAAAAGCUGGAGACAUGCACGAAGAUUGCUACCGCGGUUAAAGUUCACGGCUGUCUGGAAUUCCUUUCGAAGAUACCGGCAGACCAGUAUCGCCGCAUCCGCGCGGAUAUCUCGUGCACAAAAGGAUUGCUUGUGCUUUUCACAAGGUUCAUCAAUCUCAUUCUGAUCCUCUAUAGUUGUUCCUGGAAGAUUCUCACCGCAGAAGUAGACUUUUCACUCACUACUCCUGAAGGACUGAUGGCUAUAGGAGAGGGUGUAUCUCCAGCCUAUGAGCAACUCAGAGAGAUAGGAUCGUCUAUCCCAGGGAAGCUCAGUAACCAGAUAGCGUCCAUGUCGGCGCUUAUGACUGCUAUCUACUCGUUGUGGACAGAUUAUUCUGUUCUCAAAAGGGCCGUGCAUGUUCUGCAGACCACCAAAUCCAGAAUAGAGGGAAUCUCUACAUAUGAUAUGACACCCACCGUAGAGCAAGACUCUGUUUUCCUCAAUGACUUCUACAUCCAAAUCCUCACGAACGAGCUUCUGCACAGCAACCCUAGUCUGAUCAGAAACUCGGGAGAACGCGGGAAAUUUACUGCUGGCGGUGUGGAGGGCCUUGAUUGUCAACUUCAGGAGAAGAUUGAUGGAACUUUUCGAGGAAAGGUGAUGAUUGGAAAAUUUCUAUUGACAUAUCUGCAGCUUUUCUUCUCUUAUGCCAUGACUAUCUCUCUCAUGCCAUUCCGGCACGAGAUUUCUCACAGGUAUUACGAAGUUGCCGGGGAGCUUCUCAGUCUAUGCUGCCUGUAUAGGGACUUCUUUAUACCGCCCCUCAGCACCAUGCUGUCCUCUAGAGUUAAAAUCGAUCUUUUUACUGAAUUGUGCACCACUUGCCUGGAGCCAGCAGAUAGUCUAGAAGCACUACCCCUUGGGUGCUAUGUUGACACCCUGUUUACCCACGAGAACAUUGAGUAUAUUGAUAGAUACACCUCUGAGGCAAAAGAAACCACCGCUGUGCUGCUCGACUAUCAUGCACUGCUAACUGAGCAUAAGGCCGUGCUCUCCAUUGCGACGUCUAACUAUUGGUGCUUCUUCAAUGGAUUCGAAAAUUCUGUGCUUACGCCCAUAUCUUGCCUCAUACUGCUUAGGGAAGAAAAGGUUCAACAUCUUUGCAAUCUGAUUCUCAAAGUCAAGCAUCGUUUGCAGUCCAUUGUAACCCGCUUUAACCGCUUCAGGUCGCUCCUCUGCACAUCACCCGAAUAUCGGUCGCUCCUCGAUGUUUAUACCAGAACGAAUCUGCUGCUGAAACUCCUAUCUCUGAUGAAGAAAUCUGGCCAUCAAAUCGAGAGCGUGCUCAAGGCUGCUCUUCUUAUACGUGCAGACGUGCCUGCCCGUCUUUCAUCUGAGCAGUGCACUAGAAGAUAUGCACCAAACUACUUUGAUAUCGUUGACGAGAGAGUUUGGGACGCAGGCCACAUUCCGCUGCUUUUCAAUGUAGAUCAAUACAAGGCUAUCUCAAAUACUCAUCUUCAACUGACUGCUAAGCCAAGGGUCAGUGCUGCUGGACAUCAGGAGAGUGACCUUACAGUCUCAGGAAGCUUAAGCGUAACAAGCAUCCACAGCGGGCCAGAUGCAUCCGUUGUAACAUCUGAGUAUGAUAGGCAUCAGGACAUGUCUCCGUCAAAUUCUUUGGGCAGUGAGCUUCGGGUGGCAGAGCUCCUCGCCAUGGCAAAGCCCCGGGCACCUCUAGAUAGCCCAUUUGAACCCAAUGACUUGAAGGACACACAAUUAUACAGCACAAACAUCUUUCUAAAUCAAAGUAAUGCAGUAAGGACCGUGCCAUGCUAUAUAAAAGACCCCGGUACUAAUCUAAUCUCAAUUCAUCCUCUAAUCAAGUCGCUCAGCACACAAUUUACAGCUCUGGCUCCUCAAUCUGCAAGCUCCACAGAGGCCCGCCCAUUCUUGCUUCAGUGCGAAACUUCUUUGUCAGGAGUCGAAGAGAAUUAUGCGUUUACCAAACACUCCACUAUUGCGGCUCCAGACCGUCCACUCUCCAAUGACCAGUUCAAGCAAUACCUAUCCGCAGCCCCUGAGACCUCUUUUCCCUACGAAGAGGUCAACAAUGUCUAUGUGCGAUGGCCGAGCAUCUUUACCAAGGUCAAUGCUGACCUUUCUUCGUCUGGAUCUGGAGUUGUUAGCAUCAAGUACACUAUAACAGAACUUGAGUCGUUUAUUUCAGCGGCUGAAAUAUCUUUUGCGGCCUUCUUUGAUCGUUGGAGACGCUUCUAUCCUCCUCUACUUUCAUUGAGUGACGCCGAAAUGCUUCAGCUCUAUACCUAUACCUACGACAAAAACGUCUUGAUGGAUGAGUCAUAUUACGCCCUGCUUACCUCCAACAAUCACCUGUACAUUGCUCCCUUGGAAUUUGAGUCAGAGUUGACGCAAAAGCACUUUGCAUAUUGUAAUAAGUUUAGGGAGAAACUAUCUAUGGCAGAGUUUUAUAUGCUGCCCAACCAUAUGCAGGCUAUUUUGGGAAAGUUGUUUCCAAUCUCACACAUGAGUCAAAGCCCUGGCAAUGCCAAAGGCAUCUAUAGAUCUCUGACUUACUACAGUAAGCGAACAUCUCUGCAGAUUCUUGGCUUUGUCUACGGGAUGUCAAGACGGUGCAUUCUUGGUACCUUUCUUUCAGAUAUGUCUGUGCUGUUAUUCACUCAGAAAAUUGUGUGCUCUGUCGACGUAGAUGAUAGAAUAGAUCCUGUAAGCUGCUCUGAACUGUUUUACACAACGUUGAUGCCAAAGUGUACGGAUGAUUCAGACUUCCAUGCCCGCCCGACUAUUCCUCUAUCAACGUUUGUUGUUUUGCCGUACAUAGAUCAAGAGAUAAAAGCAUCCAUCAAGUAUCUCUGUGUCACCUAUGCGUGUAGGUACAAUCUUGUCCAGACAGAUUCGUUUAUAAACUACCUUACCACGACAAUCUCCAUUGGGCAGGAUAUCAAGACCCCAGACAACUUUAUUUCGGCGCUCUUUAACCCUGAUCCAGCCGUGUUUACUUCAUUUGCGAAGCGCUUGCUGGUUUCUAUCCUCGAUUUGCAGCCUAUCUCCAAGCUCAAGGCAUUUGUGAAAGAAGAGUUUUUAUUAGCCAUAGGCCAUUUACCGGAUUGCAUUAUAAUUGAUUUGAUAUUGUGUCGAUACACCCUUUUAAUCUCCAAUUAUUUAUUGAGCUAUUCAAUCUCCUAUAAGGAAGGUCAAGCUGACCCCACCAAAACCUUCAUAGAAAUAGUUGAUGAGCUUCACUACUAUUCCCGUAUAUUCUUCCAGCACAGGAUCCCCUAUCUCCGUGUUGUCAUUGAGAGUCUUUUGCAAGGAGCCUUUGCGAUAUAUAGAAAUCACCAUGGCCUUCUGGAUCUCCUACUAAAAGUUGCCCAAUCCGUAGAGCAAGCAGUCAAUGAUCUCAAAAUCACUCCACUUUCUGUCUUUAUUCACGAUCGGUGUACGCUGCUCCUGGCCACGACUCCAGACAAUGACUUGGUCGGCGAUAUCCAUGACAUCUUUUUAAGGGCCUCAUCGCUCCUUCACCUCCACAUGAUAGAGCAGGCCCACGCCCAAGAUACAGCAAUUCACGAGCUUGCAUGGGCACUUACUGUUCUAUUAGGUGAGGAGCUUGCUAAAUCGACAAUAGAUUCCAGUGCUAGGUGCAUACAAAUAGACGCGUCUCUUAUUCCCGAUGUUACUAGCAAACUGCCGCCCGUACAGAUAGAUUUCCCGGACACACGUGGCCUUCUUGCUGGCCUUCUUUUCGGUUACAUUGAGCGGCUCCCUACGCCCCUCGUUCUGAAGAGUGCUCCUUCUGUGGAAUAUAUAACAAAACCUCCCAGGUGCUGUUCUCUGGGGGGCUCAGUUAUUCCAGACCAGUUGCGCAGCUAUAUGACUAGCACAGAUACAGGUCCGCCUGACUUUGUGCCUGAUCUCUACAGAGAACCUGUCGCCAAUCACCACCUAUAUUCGUAUGAUGAUCCUCUGGUACAGUUGUCCACCUCGUCCUUGUGCAGGUUGUCGUCUUUUCGUCUUCUUGUUAGAGUGGCGUACGCUUUGGAACUGAAAGAGUUUAACUUAAUCUGUCCACACCCAGGGCUCUACUGCUCGUGGAUUGUUAGGAAUACAAUAGCUGAGUACACGCUUUGCUCCGUUAUCAAUAAGGUGUAUCGCUGGCCAGAUCUAUACAGCACUGUCUAUACUCCCGAGAAUGUCCGACUGUCCAUUUACUUCUUCUCUCUCUUGACAGGGCAUUACCUGAUUGACAAUGAGUCCGAUUUAUAUUCUACCACAGCCGCGUUCCUGCAGAAGCAGGUGGGGGAUCUUUGGAGGUCUCUCAUAUGUGGUAAUUACAUCAUUCUUAGGCAGGAAUAUAUGUACAAACUUAACUCACUACUGAUCGGCCUUUAUACGAGUAUUUCAGAAUUUUCAGGCACACCUCUGACAAGAAAGAUGUACCGACAGUCCAACAAUAUAGGGGUCUUGAACGUUGGCCAAUCUAGUCGAGCCUUUAUUGCUAACAAUAUCAAUCUCAUGGUUGUUCCUUUUGAAUUGCGUCGGACAGAUGUCACUGAAUUUUCCGCUACAUGUCCAACUGUUAUAGGGCCUCUUUCCCGAGUGCUUGUAUUCGGCACGACACCACUAAAGGACACGCGUUAUGCGGACUAUAUUAUUGACUGCCUUUUUCCUCCUUCAUCGGGCUUAGCUAGAUCUAAACUUGUUGACAGAUACGCAUUAGUGGAUGAAGCAAGAAAGAGAAGUACCGAUGUGACCAGGCCCUCACUCACUGAAGCCUUCAAUCUUCUUCCAGUUUCAAUAUUUGAGUAUUUAGAUAAGGCUGAUUCUGAGAAGGACCAGUGCUCACCUAGUAGCAAAGCAGCUCUUGAUCCGCACACUGAGCGCAACAUGGAUGUUACGCUUUUUACACUAUUUGCUCUGUAUAAUUGCAUGGCAGUGUACUGCAAGGUCAAACCAGAUUGCAGCGUAAUUGACGAGCUGUGCACUUCUCUUGCACAGAAGAUUGUCAGAGUCCUUAGUGUCUUUCAUCGGCUUAUGGCAACGCCUCCAGAUUCCGGACUUCUUGGUGCUGCGACAGUUUUGAGCAGACCAAUCAUGGAGCUGUGCAUAGCCAUCUCCCUGAACCUCAUGCGGAUGCAGUGUACUGCGGAGCAUAUUGAAGAUGAAGCUUUAUCUCUUCUAGCCCUGCUAACUCCAGCUGGAAGCACAUCGCUGAGCAAACGAAUGCUUAAUCGUCUGUCAUCAGAUGCCACCACUCUGGAAAGGGACGAAGCGUUUCUUCGCCUUCUGAAGAGACUAUUCCAGAAUAGCGACGCUCAUCUCACUCCAUUUGGCAAGGCUGUAUGUGCUCAUCCACUGGCGGCAUUUCUCAUGCUAACAAAUUACGCCGACACAAGUCUUCUCAAUGAUUUAAGUCUGCCACAAGCCCAUCCAUGCUAUUCUAUAGUCGCUCUCACUUCUAAUCCCUUUGUCCAAAUUGGCUACGCCAGACUUUUGCGUCCAUAUUCUCCGCAGAUUGAUCGCCUCCAACACGUUUACAGUGUAGCCGAUGUUCCUAUUGUUGCUCUUAUCAGUAAGGUACAUAGAGAUAUGUGCCGCUCUCCCGCUGUCAAGAUACAGGACGAAUCUGCGCCUCUGCCGCCAGGACAGCUUAGACAUGCUUUGUUUCAGAAAUACAUCCUGUGCGAGGAGAUCCGAGCAGAUGGAAGCGUUGACGUGAAGGUUAACUAUCUGUAUAUCUCUCUCAUCUAUAGAAGGUUGUUGCAGCUGGCUCAGUUAACAGGUCCACCUGAGAUUGUGCUGUCUGGACAAGUAGUUCUGUUUAUCUUAAUGAUCUAUAAGCUCGCUCGGAUGCUUUCUUUCAACUUUAGAUACAUUCUUGUAACAAAUGCCUCGAAUUCUAACACCCUUUAUUUGAUGACGGAAAUAGCCGCGUCUGUCUCGUGCGAAAUUGAAGCUAAACCAUACUACAGCCCGAAUUUCUAUAUGUGUAAGCAACUCAAACAGUUGUCUGCUCCUACUCCAUGCCCCAAGUACGAAGCCACUGAGCAGCUUGAGCAAAUAAUUCACCAACGUUAUGCACAAGAGAGCACAUCGAACCAAGGAGGUUGCUUGUCCAGUAUUCUAUCUCCUCUUGCUUCUCGUCGCGCUGUAGCUACACCAGUAAUGUCUCAGCCAGAGCCUCCUCGUACGCAGCUAAGAAAAUCUGGCUUGCAGACUGUGCACCUUCACAACUCAGACCUCAGCGCUGAUACGCCGUCCAGCGAGACGUCUAGUUUUACUGACCAGUCCCAGACUGUUGCACAUCAGCUUCCUUUUGAUGCAGCCGGGGGGACGCGUAGGUUUAAACAGUUAGUUGGUACACGGUUGAUGAGCUCGCAGCCAGGAGGCUUUGCUUUUUCCUCGAAAACUGAUAACAGCAUUGGAGCAGGCGCAGAAAGAAAGCGUAGCUUCCGAAGUAGCUCUGCUUCGGUGAUAUCCGGCUUCAAGUCGUCAGCAAGAAGUUUGUCUCGCGGUAUAACAAACCAAAGCGUUGAUAGGUCGUCGCACUCCAUGAAGCGUAAAAGGUCUGCAAGCACAGGGCAUCUUUCGUCUUUUGCUAAAGAAGUCGAGGGAGAUACUAGUUUAUUAUUGAAGACCAAAGAUGCAGGGCUGACGUCUUGGUCUGUCCAAAGUGUGUGUCUUGAGUUUCCACGUCGAUUCUUUACGCGGUUUGCGCCAAAGAUCCUUGAGGCCACUAAUCAGAACGCAAUGGGUAGCGUUAGCUUCUAUGACACGCUGACUGGGGAACGGCUUUCUGACAUUAGCGAAGGAAAUCAUAGAAGGAGCUUGGAACUAACUUUAGAAGAUUCUAUUGCUAAUCUGUAUACUCACGAUCCGCUUGCAGAUUCACAGUCAGCUAUUGAAAAAGAGCAGAAUAAUACGUUUUCUCAACAUGGCAGCCACAUGCUAGUUGAGCAAUCCAAUGGCGCCUUCAAUCUGAGUCUUCUCAGAAUAGAGUCAAGCGCUAGAAGAACCUUUGCAAGCCGGAUUUUAACGAGCCAAAAUGCUGAGACAGAUGACUGUCCGCAACUACUUACUUUCACAAAUAGUGCCGCCAGGGCCUAUGAUCCUAUCUCCCCGGAAGAAGCUACGGUGUUGAACUUUAUAGCAGGCCGCCAAGGUCCUCUCUUUAUGCCCACUAAGUCUGCAGGUAUCAGCAGAGUUCGUUAUAUAGCUGUCGGAAGUAUCUCGUCAGCGGAGACCAUUAUGGGCUGGAAGGACUUUACUCCUCAAGUGACGGAUGGGCCAUAUAACAGAAUAGCAUACCCUGGCAGCAGUGCUUUUUCAUUAGAUAUAGAUACUCUCAUUACUUGUCUGCCAAUUGUUAUUUAUACUCGUGAAAAGGCAGUCUGGCCGAUUUCCAUACAGGCUCUAACGAUCCCUGAUGCACUCAACUCUCUAGUGUCUCUUCGACUCUUUCUCACGGAUUCCUUACAUAAUCGGAUUUAUGGAGAGCAGAAUAUAGAACGGGGACUUUCGAGAGCUCAGCAAGAAGUCUCUCGUGCCGUCACACGACUAGCAAACUCACACCACGUACCCAUAAUAUUACCUCCUCAACCAGGCACAUUUAUCGCUGCACGUGGUGGUGCUCUCCAAGCAGGCAAUGAGUCACAAACAAAUGAAGGCGCGCAUAAAGCAGGCAGUUUAAGUAUGAACGUCUAUGGCGGCUCUGUUGUUACCUCGACGGCUGCAGCAUCUCAUCUCUUUCAUGCGCUGACAUGCUAUGAUACUACGAAGAACACAUUCCCGUAUCUAUUUGAGGUCUACAAUGAAACUGUUCUUCAGCACGUAUCAGAUUGCCUUUGGGCCUAUCUCAUCCUUCCUCUUCUUCACGAGAUAUUCAUUGUUAACAAUCGCAAAAAGCAUUCUAAUGAUUCCAGCGAUAUGAGACUGUUUCAAACGCGACACUAUGAGUCUUUCGUCGAUUACCUUCGGCUGGAAUUAGCGGAAAUAAUCACGCAUUACACAAAUUCUCUCUCUAAGUACCAUGUUCUACAUGAGAACAAAAGCACAUUUAUUCUUGUCAAUCUCAACACAAUUUUUUGCCUGCAUCAAUCCGAACUUUACGAACUGUCUAAGAUUACACCAAGCACCACUAAACACGAGGCAACCCAGAUGUUGCGGGCAGCCCGCUCAGCAAUCUCGUCAAGUGACGAGCGGAGAGCAGACAUACUGAAGAAUGUUGUGUUCUCGGUUGCAUGCUCUGUUUUCAGAUAUAUGUGCACCAAGGCUGCAGUUUCUCCAAAGACAUUCGACAAGCUUAUCAAUUACAUGCAAAUCAUUCCUAGCUACAGCAUAAACGAUCCACUGGAGAAGGUUCUUGCAGAAGCCAAUUUAGCCACGAACUACUCUGAUUUGCCGGAAAAAUCUGUAACAAAACUCACUUAUAAUCCCAUUAACGAUGCAUUUAAUAUGCGUGUAAUGGCUCAUGUCAACAGAGCGUUGCGCGAACUUUUCCUUUUAUAUCGAGUGGAUCCCCCUGCGUCCACAAUUAAACAAGAUGAAGCCAAGCAGCUGUCUGGCGCAGCUUCCAAAGAGAAAGAGACACGAUUUUCUCCAUCAGAUGAUUCCCUAGAUGACAUCCACAAGUUUGAGGACACAGACCUUGAGGUGCACACCAAGGACAGGCGUCCUUCCUAUAAGGUUGACUAUGAAUUAAAGUAUGAAGUUUCAAACUUCUUUUAUGGAGGGCUUUAUGGACCCUAUCCGUUGAUCAAUUCUCGCUUCUCACCAGAGCUUCUUUCUUUUGUCCCGUACUGCUUUCAGGACACGCUGCGGGAUGGACAUGUCACUAGCUUACCCAAGGAAGCACUUCCUCAUGCGCAUUUACUAAACAGGAUGAAGCGCGCUAAAGGGAGCAGCAUCUUUCUUGAGAGCUAUAAGGCUCCGAUUCCUCAAUUUCUUAGUUGUGCCUCUGUACUACGUAGUAGAGUGUUGAGCUUCGUGCUGAGCACCACUCAAGCUUCUUCCGAUCCUGUUUUGUUAUGUGCUGGAGACUACGAGGCCGAUUUGCUUUAUCACUGUGGGAUAACAUCCAUCCACCCCGAUGAAAACAUCUAUGGGUCAACGUCUCAUAGUUAUCUGAUUAUGUCCAUCGUCGAUGAAGACAUUCUUUACUCUAUUGUCGACUUGACCGAGCACAUUUGCAGUCAUCACAGUUAUGUCUCAUUAAUAGGACUUAUCAUUGUCGUUUCUCAGCAGUUUGUGCAAACAGCUAGGGAUUUGCAGUACCUCUACUCGCUCGCACAAACCCUGCCGUCCAUGAUUCAUCCCAGAGUCCUCUUGCUUGUUUUUCUCCCGCAUAAUUUCCUGGAAGCUACACCCUGUCUCCCUUAUCGCUACGAAGCGCUGUAUGUCCAUCCGCCAACAAGUACCCAGUUGCUUACUGUUGCAUCUUACGAUCUAAUCUAUUCAAUCGCAGAAUCUGACAUCGCUUCACGAGACAGUAGGCUUCCACUGAAAUUCCUGGCAACCUUUGAACCACGUCUCAAGUACGCCAGUUUGCUCACAAAGCAAUUACAGGCUGUAUUCAGAGACUCCCUUCUCACGCAAAAGGUCCUUGCGAUGGCCUCGAAGCUGAUGCUAGAUGGGACAUUCUUGAAUGCACAUUCGUUAAGGGUGCCCUCGUGCAGCAAUCUUUUGGGGGAUAUCUUUCUUUUGUCUGUUAACAUAGUCCUGGUGAUGCAGAACUAUGGUGAAAUAGAAGAUGCUUCGUUCAAGGAGGCACUACUAGCUGUUAUUUAUCGAUAUGUCGUUUCGCCGUCCCCACGUGACGUUCUGCCGUACUACGAUUUUGAUGCAGUACCACACACCCUCACUACCAUGCCUGCAGAUUUUGUCGAGUACGCUGUCAGACUCCUACAACCCGGACGGAUGUUGCUGGAGUUCUUGCUCCUGGGUGCAGAGAGCUUGGAAAGCGAGUAUAUCUAUACCGCAGUUCUUUCGUCUCUGCGAAGCACUCAGGUUGCAAUUGUAACAGAGGCACAGACCAAUGAGUUAGUGGCAUCAAACACUCACCUUCUAAGGGUCGGAAAAAGGCCACUUGUCCCUGUAUAUGCUUCAGCAUCAGCUACAUCUGACCUACCAAAUUAUGGUCAAGCUCUUGUACGUGGUGGCGACCUGCUUCUCUGUAGUGAGGCAUAUAACGCAUCAUCCUUCGCUGUUCACCUGGAGCACUUUGUCUCAACCCGCUGCGUCCGCAUGAUCCGGCUUUAUGCCACGGACAGCGGAUCAUAUAUGAAAAGCCUCAAAUAUGGCCUUCACCUGUUUAUGCUGCGCCAAAACUUGCACACGUCCCAACAGGCUGUGAUAGUAGAUUGCAUAAACGAUAAGUCUGCAAUGGAGAUAAUUGAGCGAGCAAUUUACCUCUGUGUGUACACCAAGUCAGUGGUGGCAGAUAAGGACAAGCCAAUCAAGCAUAUUGUGCUGCUACUUUCGAGCCAGCAAGCAACUCCUAUGCAUACCUCUUCUGGGCUCGGAGAGAGCGCAUCCUGUAUUGAGGUCCUAAACACAUCUGCCCGUGGAGAAGCUGCUUCUAAUGAUAGGGAUCUCAGGAACCUAAUUUUAGCACUAGCUACGCCGUAUGCUGAAAUAUUCAGCGCCUUGCCUCAAAGGCUCCGAACAGACUUUAUACAACGAACUGGUCUUCAUAGUUCGCGAGACAUCCAUAAUCUGCUAUUGUCUGUAUUCGUCCUAGUUGUAACGACCCCGGCAACCCUGGACUUUUCUCUCUCUCAAACCAAUGUCGUCCCCUUUGGUCUUGAAGAUUAUCCCAAAGCCUUAGGGAUCAACACACGAUUGUCCCUCCAGCUUUCCUUUAAUUUGGUAGACAAGCCUACUGAGAAGUUACAGAUUAGACAGAGGGCGUCUGAAGUCUCAGAGUACACUGAGGCUCGCCUUGGGAACAACGGACAUGCAGGCUACUUUGCAUUCUUAUUAGCAGGGUCACAUGAUAAUAUAGCGCUUUGUGCAAGCAUCCUAGCCACGGAAUUCCCGGUAAUGAUUCAGUGGGCACAGACCCGUCUGGGUGCCGUCUUUGCAGGGCGAAGCCACGGGUUCCUGCUGAAGGAUCAUCUACCAGUUAUCAAGGUCACAAAGGGCUCACUGGAGGAGUACCUGUCAUCACUUAUGUCCACCAAUGUUAUUGACAUAGCCACGUUCUUCUAUGAGGCCCUUAGGCUGACCGGCUCUCCUCAGCCCACAGCAUACAGUAUCGUGAUAUUUACGCAUUUCGUUCUUCAGGAAUUUAAAUACAGGCUUGCACGCUUCGUUGACUCACUUGAUCAAAUAUGCUGUAAUCUGCAAACGGCCCAAAAUCUUAGCUCAGCCUCUACUAAAGAACUUAACAGCGUAAAGAAGCAGUCCGACAUUGAAACACAGCAAGUCGAGGAGAUUGCAAAAGAGCUGAAGCAAGCAGACACAGACAUCACACAAAUGAUCAAGAGGCUGGUGUAUAAUCAGCGGCUCUUUAAAAACCGCCAGCGCAAAAUAGCCACCUUGACUGCUGAAAGUAACAGAUUGCAGAAGCUUAUCAGUCAGGCCCUUCCUAGACUGAAGACUGCAGUUAAUGCGGUGAAUAAGCUGACAAAAGAUGUUGUGGGCGGAAUAAAGGUCCUGAAGCAGCCGCCCUCAAGCCUCCGAAGAAUAAUUGACUGCCUAGCUAUAUUGAUGCAUGCGCCCCUAUCCAAAAUAUCUCACGACAUACUCCAGGUGACUCUUCCCCUAGUCUCACCUGACUUGAUGGACGACGAGCUCGCCCUGCAGCGCAUAUACGAUCGUGAAUCGAACAAAGCAUCGCGUCCGCUGCUCUUCUUUAUCGGCCAGGAAGUUAUUAGUCAGGUUCGCCGAAGAGCUCCUGUCCCAGACGACUCAGAGCUGGAUGAUAUGCAGGUAGCAAUCAACGCAGAUAUCGCGAUGAUGGAAAACCUUAGAUUGGUUAGCUACAGCGACUAUACCAAGCAGGUUGAAGAUGAGUGCUGCAGAAAGGCUUCGGACGCGCCUCAAGACGCUUCCUCUCAGCUCAGAGCUGCCAAGGACGCCUUUGUGGUAAAAGACCUCGGUAAGCUGCUCUCCGACGUUCAUGGAGCUUCUCUACUUGGGAGCACAUUUCAUGGGUCGGCUUUUAAGAAGCAGAUGUCUCUUGAACUCAGCUUUGCGGAGCGGCCUGAUAUUUAUAUAGGCAGGAAGAUUACCGAUCCUUAUCUAACGGCAAACGAUCUUCGCAUGAACAUCCCAAAGAUUCUAUCGAAUGUUGACAUGCUCCGGAGUGCGUCACACAUCUUCAGCUUCUCUGAGCUAGGUAACGAUAUUUUGCAUGUCCUACACCCGUUUAACUACGAAGAAAUAUACAAUUACGUACUUGCCCACGGAGCAUUUGUUAGCGACCUUACCAGGCCUAUUGAACUAGAGACCAAGGGGAGACGGUCAGAGAAGAAAUCAACUUACAACCUAUAUACCACAUACCGAUAUUCGUGCAUGGUAAGGGACCAGUGUGUCAUCAGCUCUGCUCCUGUUCUUGUGAACUUCCACGAUGGAACAACACUAGAAGAGAGCAGUGCAUCAUCCAAUGCCAUAAACGUGACAUUCUAUGCGCCCAAGGAUUCGUUUGAUGAGCUACAAUACUUCCUGCAAGCAACAGCCUUUUCUGAGCGGAUUUGCAGGUUUGAUCCGACGGUUCUAACAGACGAACAGAUAGAGCUGCUGGAACCGUACCUGGCACAGCCUGAUUUUAAUUACUAUUCUGCAGGGAAGAUUUCUCAACUUUGCCAAAGCAUGAUCGAGUGGCUCAAUGCAGUCGUUUCUUACUACAAGUUGGCGUGUGCGCUCCACCCUGUUUAUCAGCGCAACGAGUUUGUGCGUUCAUUCAUCAACAACUUUACUGCAGAAUCAGACAAUCUCGCUGUAAUGAUCCAUCAAGAUGAGGAAGCAAUUGUCGCGAUGCGCAACAGAAAAAAAGAGCUUGUCAAGGAGCAAGAUAGGCUAGGGGCUCGCGCCAAAGAUACCCUAACUCACGAGCGAUAUUCGCAACAUAUCAAAUCAGAAAUGACGGAAAAGUAUGACACAUGGCUGACAAACUUUCAAACAAUGUGCGGUGAACUGAGCAGUCUACUGAUCGAUGCUGUUGUGUACUCCACUUUUGUCUGUGGGGGGUUCACGGUAUGCAGUUCGUUCAAGCGUGCACUGCAGGAGUCUCGAGCGUCUCAAUUUUGCAAGGCCACAGUUCCUUUAUCCGACACCGAAAAGCAUCUUUUCUCUCAAUACGGAAAUACGAUUGUAUAUGGGGAUACUCAGCAUGGAACAGAAACCUCUAUGACACCGCACGCUCACAAGAAGUCGACCAUCAACUAUCUGCUAAACAUAAGCAAUGCAGCGCAGUCAUUCGUAAGUCAUUACAUAGACAGCCAAAGACAUACAAAAGCACGGCCAUGCGAUCCGGAGCAGUUUUCGCUAGAUGUCGCAGAUGCUUCAGACGAUGAUGCCUUAGACAAGUUCAGUGAGCAGGUGGCAGAGAGUGACUCCGCUGCAGUCUUGGCUCAGGGGCUUCACACUGACUAUGCUAUAUCCCUGACGACGGAUGUGCUUGCUAUCGCUCACAGUACCGGAAUCUCUCUACCGAAGACGUAUCAUAUUUUCGUCGAAGGGGAUAUGUUUACCUCCUUUGGCCUAACAUAUGGAUUUGUAACACAAAUAAGGCCUCUUACAGACAUCUUUCUCAAGCAAGACUUCUAUCCUCGAGUUGAUGUCACAGAUAGCUCCGACGGCUAUCUGCACACAGGUCUUCUUGGGCUUAUUUUGCACUAUCCCCUUGCAUUCUAUGCCAUGGGAAUAACAAAAGAAGAAAUUCUGCAGCUAUCGGCACUCUUCACAUGCCCAUUGGUCCCCCUGGUUUGGGAUCCUCGUGGACACUUUGAAGAAUUCCUUAUCAACCUCAAGGAAUAUAGCCACAUAUGUAGCCAGAAAAUACGAAAACUGGUGAACUCCAGCUACCUCUUGUCUCCUGACCAGCUUCGUCAGAUUUACCACCGGCUAGAGGAACCAGAACUAGUAGUGUACGAUUCCUUACCUGAAUUCCUUGAUUCCUUGUUAUCAGACUGUCCGUCAAAUAGGGCCAUAGGACACAGCUACUCCAACCUCACGGUUGCAUACAUUACGCCAGAUGAUUUGUUAGGGAAGACUCAACACAGCAAUAUGACACUAUCAUCAGUUCUUUCACAGCUUGUCAUGACAUCGGCUAUACGGGGUGUACGCCACCGAGUGAUCUUAGUCCUCAGAGGUCAUAGUCUGCAUGCUAUCCGCGACCAAGCACUUGAUUCCUUUAUCAGUGCAGACGCCAGUGGUAUUUUCGCACACUACGAAUUUUCUUAUCAACUGCACUACCAACUUGCUCGCUCAGUGGGACUCUCGUGUAAGGCCCCCUGCCUUUACCGGAACAUCUUAACCGAUGCUAGUGCAGAUCUUCUAGAAGCAUUUCUGGAUUAUGUAUUCUGCUUUACUCUAUACAUGCGAGCUGAUAGCACAGUCAAUAAAGAGGAUUACAUCGCGGUGCUUGUUUCUGCCAAGCAGAACGUUCUACUGGCCGGACAAAAAGUGGAGUCCAUUCUUGACAACGUGGAAGUCGUCAUCCGGAACUUUGCUAACAUAGAACAUACCUAUAACAUAAUUCAGCAGGUCCUCUGCGGGCAUUCAUUCACCGUUAAGCUUUCUGAUGGAGGGGACAUCGGUGUUGACAACCUAACCGAAAGGUCUCUGUCAGAGAGUGGUCUGGAGGUGACGCAGAUAAGCGUUCCGCUCUCAAAUCGCUAUCAGGAGACUACAGUGACACGAGAAAUGCUUUCAAAGUUGGCAUUUCUCUAUUCAUUAUUCUACGACAAAUCUACAACGGACUUGAUCAAUUACCAGCUAUACAAAACAGUCUCUCUACAUAUUAUGCAGGACCUGCUAGCGCCCCUGAACCUACGCACAUACUUCCUCGUAAUCUCGCUCUACGGUGCCCACUACCAAUACAAAAGUGUGCACCCGGGUAUUAUCAAUCUUCUCAUCGUAUUGCUCUGUGAGCUGGACAAACGUACAGACAUAUUUUUUGACCCUUUACAAUCAUCCAGCGGUACAGCCCACCUCGAGCUAAGAUCCUCUGGGCCAAGUAUGUCAACGUCAGCAACUGAGAGCGUUAUAACUAGCAGUGGAGAGUCAUCGGACAGUGAAGUCUUGGCUGAUAAGUUGUACUUCGUCACAGGCAGGCUCCUCACAAUGUUAUCAAGCUUGCCGUUACUUGACGCACUAAGACACGAAUUCAAGCUUACUGGCACCAACAUUAACUUUUGGAAGUGGUACAUCACCUACUUUGUGGGCAAAUGCAGCAGUGCACAGGCAUCUGAGGGCGCAUCUAAGGGGUAUCUUGAUCGUGACAAAAUCCUCUAUCCAAGCAGCUAUCAAGACGUGGUUGCAAAGAUCGCUGUUAGCUUUGGUGGUGGUGCCGUUCUAAGGGAAUCGCUUGCAGACUAUAUAGAUAUUAUAACCUUCUGCUUAUUUAGUAUCGGCGUCAAAAAUUACGAAGAGAUCUGCAAUCAGAGAGUGUCUAAUAAUAAUAAUAACAACAAGAGUCAGUUCAGUCCUCGCCUAAAUUCGACACAGGGGGUCUUCAUGAAUUGGCUGAUACACUCUUUGGACAUUUUGUCUAGGCAACUCACGGACAAUGGCUGUGUAAAGAACUUCCUCUAUAAACGGAAGUCGCCAAUUGGUCUUUUCCUCAACGACUCGUAUGGAGUGGGGAUAGAGGCGACUAUCUAUAGAGAGAUUAACUACUUCUUCAAGCGCAACAACAUGCUGAGACUGACACAGAAGCGGCAUGCUUCAAGUGGCUCUCAUGUUACUGAGCAGGCAUACAUUAGUAUCGACGAAACAAAUCAGGAUCCUCACCAGUGCAACAUUUCCACAUUUGUGCUUCCAUCUUCAUUGCACAUAGGCAGGACCUUCUCUCUUGAGACGCUAGUCCAUAUAUGGAAGUGUCUAUCGAUCUAUGAAUACCGGACCUCUGUAGACCAGUCUGUCUUUGAUUGCUUUGUGCAGGCCAACGAAGCUACAAGGAGGACAUAUUCCUUGACAGAAAUCACACUUCUUCCUCGCAGCUGGCCAGCUGCCGUGCGAAACGAAAUUAUGAGCCGCAUCAGUGACUAUUCCACAGGUAAGUGCAUGACAGGGAAGAGGAGUGCCGGGGAGUCAUCUGCAAACAGCGAGAGUAUCUGCUACAGAAGCAACGGAAACAAUCUAAUUCUCAUUGACUAUGAUGCAAAGGAGCUCGAGAAUAUGCACGCUUCCUUGCAUUUGCCUUAUACACAUGCACGGUCUCUGCGACGGCAACCCUUGCUGCCCAGUACUCUCGCAGAAAUAGUGUUUAACAGCGCACAGCUCAUCAAGAGCAACAUUUACGAAGGCGUCACUCAGAGCAAUACGCUUAGGCGCUUGGUUGAGAGUCAAACAUUCGCGCGAAAUGUGGACACGAUUCUGGUAUGCGUCAUGCUGAUAGCAUUUCGUGUUAGCAAGUUCCGGAGACUUUGGCAUCUUGGCAGAGAAAUACAGGUGUGCAUGGAAAGGAUGGGGUCUAGCCUUAUCCUAGCGCUCAACAGUAAUGCCAUCAAACCAGUGGCAGAGAGCACAACAAUCAUGUGGGCUAUAGCCUCUAUGUAUCUGCAGCAAACUUACCCAGAGGCUUGUCUCACCGUCAUGCAUACUUGCGUAAAAGUCACAAUAAAAGUCACAAUAGCAGAUGAGGCAUUCGAGGUCCCAAAACAGGAGUUCACAGCGCUCGAGAGUCUGAUUUUUCUUCUCCGGUGCAUGUAA
Molecule: messenger RNA, 24486 nt
Organism: Giardia duodenalis
Lineage: Eukaryota; Fornicata; Diplomonadida; Hexamitidae
Exons: 1
Coding region: 1-24486 (8161 amino acids)
Biological process (GO): microtubule-based movement
Cellular component (GO): dynein complex
Molecular function (GO): dynein light intermediate chain binding; minus-end-directed microtubule motor activity; dynein intermediate chain binding
Source: RefSeq, a predicted model, not a curated record